CUUACGACUAACGGAUUAUUCAACUCUCCGUUAAAAUGGCAGGGAGUGCAAAUAAGAAUUGCAAUUACAACGAAAAUUUUCACAUUUAAUAGGCAAACAAUUGGAAUAAACGCAUUUGAAAGCAAACGAAAAAAACGAAUUGUUAACGACGCGACGCGAGUGUCGGCUAACUAUAUAUAGAAAUUGCUAUAUAUGCACUAAAUUAGUUGCAAAUAGGUUAAAUAUUAAGUAUACGUUGUGUAUAAUGGGUAAUCAACCGGGUAAACUGCAGACAACACAAAGUGGACGGCCAAAAAAGAAUGUGCACUGGAAAUCCGCAGAACGACCCUCGCCGCCGGGCCGACCAAUACUGACGCCGCUGGCGCCUUCAGAGCAGCAGCCCGACGUUGUCAACCUGCGCUGGAGUCGGCCACUCAGCGAUGGUGGCUCCCCCAUCACUGGCUACAUUGUUGAGCAGCGUCGCGUGGGCUCGCCGCAUUGGGUGCGCGCCACGCCCACACCUAUUGAACGCUGCGAGAUCCAAAUCAGCGGACUGGAGCCCGGCUGGCGUUACGAGUUUCGUUGCUUUGCCGAGAACAUAGUAGGACGCUCUGAUGCCAGUGAGCUUUCCGAUGCCUUGACUGUGACGCUGCAAAGAAACGCCAUCUGCGUUCCCCGUUUCAUAGAUGAAUUGCUGGACAUGGAUGCGGUAGAGGAUGAGCGCAUAGAGUUCCGCGUGCGCAUACAAGGAGAACCGCCGCCAGAAGUGAGCUGGUUCAAGGAUGGCUACGAGAUCUUUAGCAGUCGUCGCACCAAAAUCUUGCACGAGCACGAUUCUAGCGUGCUCGUCAUACACCAGGUGGCGCUAACGGAUGAGGGCGAGAUCAAGUGCUCAGCUACAAAUCGCGCUGGCCAUGUGGUGACGAAGUGUCGGCUGCAAGUGCAGGCGCCACCCAAGAUUAGGCUGCCCAGAGCCUAUGAGGAUGGACUUAUUGUAGAGGCGGAGGAGGUGGUGCGACUAAAAGUGGGUGUGGCAGGCCAGCCGCCACCUGCCAUUACCUGGUUGCAUGAGAGCGAAGUGAUAGCACCAUCUGCACGCUUUGAGAUCAGCAACACGGAGAAGCAUUCGCUGCUAAAGAUUGACGGCGUGCAACGUGCAGAUCGCGGUGAGUAUAUGGUGCGCGCUUGGAACAGACUAGGCGAGGACAUUACCUCCUUUUUGGUAACGGUCACAGCGCGUCCCAAUGCGCCUGGACAGCCGCGUCUUAACAUGUCAUUUGGCAAGUCGGCAACGCUUAGCUGGACAGCGCCGCUGGACGAUGGCGGUUGCAAGAUUGGCAACUAUAUUGUGGAGUACUUUCGCAUGGGCUGGAACGUCUGGCUAAAGGCGGCUACAACGCGUGCGUUGAGCACAACGCUCCACGAUCUGAUCGAAGGCUCCGAGUACAAGUUCCGCGUCAAGGCGGAGAAUCCCUAUGGUCUUAGUGAGCCUUCGCCAGAGUCGGAACUGCUCUUUAUACCCGAUCCCAAGCGUGGCAUCACUAAACCCAAGUCAGCGAGCAAAAUAAAUACUGCAUCUGAGCCGGCACAGGCUGCUGAGAGCAACAAGUCGAAGCCAACGCCGCCGCGCCGCAAAGCAUUGUCGCCACCCCGUCCGCAGUCAGAUGCGGCGACCAGCAUGGCAGCAUCGCCCAAACAUUCACCACGCGGUGCCCGCAAACCACAGCUUAUUGAUAGCGAGCAACUGCAUCAGGAGAUGUCCUAUGGCACCUCGGAUCAGGCAUUAAAGCAGCAUGUGCGCAAGAGUCCUGACGUUUCAGCACUUACUGGCUCUGCGCCUAAGCUUAAUCUAACCAUUGUCACCACCACCGCCUUGCCGGAGCCAGCUGCUGUACAAGCGCCGCCGCCCAGAUCACCGAUAAGGUUCUUCAAUCCAAAGCCACAAAACUUGCCAAGCUCAAAAGACAUAUCGCCUGCGCGUCCAGCUUUGGCUACACCUGCACCACUGCCACUACGUAAAAGUCCCACGCCACCGGAGCCAAUCAAGUUCACGCCGGCCUUGCAGCGCAGUGCGGAGCCAGUGCAGCUGGAGGUCAAUCAGCAUGUGCGUCGUUACUCCGGACAUGCCUUGAGUCCGGCUAAAAAUGUGCCUGCCUUAGCUAUUGCUAUUGCCACCAGCGCCACUGCUUUGGAGAAGCUGCCCAAUCCCAUCAUCGAGAUUAGCGCACCGCCGCCACCACCACCAACACCACAAAUCACUUUGCCUGCGCUAGACACUUCUGCCUCGGAGCCUACUCCGCCCGUGGGCAAGCUACGAUCAACGGAGAAGCAUGAUGAGGUGCACACCAGCAAUGAAUUCAUGCUUGUGGUGUUCGAUAAGAACAGCAAGGUCAAGGAUAAGGACAAGCAAGAUUCUUUCGAGCUGGAGCUGGAGGAUGCCAUACAGCCGCCGCCCAUCUCCAUAUCGGCACCCGAUUUGGCUUUCUUGGAGUUUACCAACUUGCAUACGACGUUUCCGUUGCGUCGUUCGGUCAGCUCCACGGAGCUACUCUACGAGCGUGCCAUGGCACGUUUCUAUGAAGCUGUAGAGUUGGAGCAGGCGGCCAAGCAGCAGAAACAGCAACCGAAGCCAGAGAAACAAGCAGCUACGCCAGCUACAGGGACAACUUUCCGCAAGCGUCUGGGCUCUAUGACUGAGGCGGAGCGUGCUUCCUUUGAGCGGCGUAGUGAGCUGCGACGCCAGUCGGCGGACGUGGUGAGCCUCGGACGCAAGUGGGACUCACGAGAGAAUGUAAACAUGUUGAAUGUAAAGAAUCUUUCACGCCAUACGUCGGAUAUGAUGCAGCAGGAGCAACGACAUUUGCGUGAGGAGCAGCGACAGUUGCGUGAAGAACAGCAACCCGACGAGGAGGAGGAGGAGGAGGAACGCACUGAAAGCACAGCCGAAGAUAGCGAGGAUAUGGGACAAGAUGAGGAUGAGUAUGAACAGGAGGAGGAGCAACAAGCAAGACAGCGCACGCAGUCCGAUUAUGACAUGGGCUCAGAUUACACGGAGAGCACGGCCUCCUCCGAACAGGAUUCUAUAGAGAAGUUUAAAAUGGAACUGCUGGCACGCACACGUUCGCCAAGUCCCAAAGAUCUGGAGACAUAUCAUCCUAGAAACAUGGCUGGCAACUUUACGCCGUAUCGAGCGCCUACGCCGGAGCAGGCAGCCGUAGUGCUCAAUCGCCCCAUGCCGCUGCCUAGUCCAGACUUUGUACCUAAGCCCAUACUGAAGCGUAGCUCCAACGAGCACAUGGAUCUGUCACCGAGCAAUGUCAAGGAGGAGCCCAGCUUACCAGUCACUGCCACACCCAAACUGGAUUUGGCCAAGGGUAUUAAAAGCUUCUUCAGUCGUGAUAAGCGCAGCGCCACUGAGAAGAACACUGAAGCCAACGAGGAGUUGUCCAACCCACUGGAGCAAACCAAUGCGCUGGCCAUAGCCGCUGAGCUAGAAAACAAGCGCAAGGUCAAGGAGCAGGAAGAACUGCGUCGUCAGGAACAGGAGCGUCUGAUGCAUGAGGAGGCCAUUGCUGCUGUGGAUCACUAUAGUGAUCUGGUGCGUGAGGUGAGCAGCAGUCACAAGUACCACAAGCCUCUUUAUCUGGAUCGCGAUGAACUCAAACGCGCUGCCGAGCGUGCCGAGCAGGAAGAAGAGCAACUAUCGGAGCAAGGCGGCGUGGAGGCGCAUCGUCAGCAACGUCAAAUGGAACUGCUAGCGCCUCCCGUUGUCAGCCGUGAGCGGCGUCUGUCCAUAUCUGAGCGUGAGCAGCUGGUGCAUGUACGUGAUGCGGCUAGCAAACUGGCCACAAUAGAAACCUGUGCACCGCUGCCAAUGCCGCCAACGCCAGCCACACCACCAACUACAGUUGAGCCGCCAGAGUAUCCUGCUGUUUUGGUGGCGGCGCCGCCUAAAACCAAAAACAAAGCUGAGUCCGAGUCGGAGAGCGUGAUGAGCGAGCUUGUGGAGGCGCGUCCCGAUGCGCGUGGACGCACGCGUCUGGUCAAAGUGAAGCGUGUCAUAAAGCGACGCGUGCCCUCCAGUACGCGUUCCCGCGACGCCUCGCUUAACAGAUCCUUGGAACGUCCUUCGCUGAUGGCUGCCCAAAUACUGUCAGCUGCGGAUCAGGAGUUGCUGCAAAAGGCCGCCAGCUUGGCUUUGGUGCAGUCCGAAGAGCAGGCACAUGAGAAGGUGCGCUCAGCAUUGAGCUACUCCACGGACUUAGUGCUGUUCCUGGUCGCCUGCUAUGUGUAUUUGUUCAAGGAUGCGCGUCUCGUAUUGCCCAUACUUGCACUGAUGAUUUAUCGGCAAUUGGGUGAAGCUAUCAGCGCUUAUAUACCCAGCUGGAUGCGACGCAAACGCAAUGAGGAUUGAGUCCAAUGCCACGCCUUUAUUUAACAGUUUAACGGUUAAGUUAGCUCAUAUCGACUUUAAACGACUCGUAUUUUAUAAGUAUAAGUUUAAACCAGUUAAUCAACCUCAUGGUAAUACCAGCCGAUCCUACAUAUAUAUGCCUUUAUAAACAUCAAAUGCUGUGAACGCAAGGACGUAUCCAGAUACCCGCUUUU
Molecule: messenger RNA, 4587 nt
Organism: Drosophila busckii
Lineage: Eukaryota; Metazoa; Arthropoda; Insecta; Diptera; Drosophilidae
Gene: MnM
Product: muscle M-line assembly protein unc-89
Molecular function (GO): protein binding
Source: RefSeq, a predicted model, not a curated record